Molecule: messenger RNA, 7702 nt
Organism: Pocillopora meandrina
Lineage: Eukaryota; Metazoa; Cnidaria; Anthozoa; Scleractinia; Pocilloporidae
Source: the annotation of a GenBank genome assembly
GCGCAUGGUUUUCCGUCAUUGGGAUAGUAAAGUACAUCCGACCGUGGUCGACUCAGUGUAAACCAAAAUGCACAGGCGGGUUCUGGUUGCCGAAGUGCGCUCGUUUGUUGAGCGGUGUAUGGUAUCAGUGGGCACAGAUCCAAAGCACGGUGCAGCUCUUUCUCAAGUUCUCACAGAGGCUGAUGUCAGGGGACAUUUCACUCACGGGUUAAACAGAUUAGGUCUGGUAGUUAGAUAACGGCGUAAUAUGUGACUAACACAGUCUAUAGACUGUAAGAUUUUACGCCACUAUGUGCGUCGGUGUAUAUAUAUGUAAGAUUUUAAGCCGUUAACUAACGGCGUAAAAUCUUACAGUAUAUAAUUUACCGACUGGAAGAAAUUACGCCGUUAGUUACUGGCGUAAAAUCUUACAUAUAUAUAUCAUCGACUGGAAGAAAUUACGCCGUUAGUUACUGGCGUAAAAUCUUACAAUAUAUAAUAUACCGACUGGAAGAAAUUACGCCGUUAGUUGCUGGCAUAUAAUCGUACAUAUAAACACAACCGACUGGAAGAAAUAACACCGUUAGUUACUGGCGUAAAAUCUUAUAGUAUAUAGACCGUGUUAAUCGCAUAUUACGCCGUUAUAUAUAUUCCGGCCAUUAGGUCAAUUAUGAUUUGUAUUAAUUACUCAAAAUAUUAAUUCUUCUGUAGCUAUGAAGCUUAAAAAUAACAGGAAAGGAAUCCGAUCGAAGGAAACAUCUUUUGAAAGUUGUAAUCGAACAUAAUCGUUGUUUUCUUCCUAUAGCUGAGUUGAUUAGAAGCACUUUCUUUCGCUUUUCAUCGGUAAUAUUUUCAUUUUGGCUCGUCGAUGUCACCGACUUCACGCUCGGAAUCAUUUCUUUUAUGCCCGUUAAGUUUUUUCCCUACUCAUCACCUUAGCUUCUAUGACCAAGAGACGAUUAUCUACUUGUGUUAAGUAAUUUUACUGACUGUUUUACUUCAAAUUUUUUACGAGAUCAAAAUUUCUGUCUUCUUCAAAAUUUCCGUCUUCUCCAAAAUUUCCGUCUUCUUCAAAAUUUCCGUCUUCUUCAAAAUUUCCGUCUUCUUCAAAAUUUAGGAUCUCAAAAGUACUUAACAUGCAAUAUAAGGUUUAAUUCUUGCGUAUGUUGAUAAGGAAAUCCGAGGUCAAAAGACAAACUUAACACACUUUACGGCGAACUCAAUUAUUUGUGUUCAUUCCAGCCAGAAAUUAAGUAGUAAAAGGGAAUUAGCCGUCUGCUACAUACGUGCAUGUACCCAUAACUUAUAUUACUCUAGGAUUUUAUGAUAGCUAUAAUCAGCCAAUAUCUUUGAGAAAUUAAUCAAUUUAUUUCAUCGAUUUUUUUAACAAUGCUAACACUCUUUUAACUCUGCGUUACAUUACUUUUAAGAAAUUUACAUUCGUGACAUAAAGAAUGGCAUCACGCAACCGAAGGGUGAACCAAGCAUUGAAAAGGACUUUGCAGCCUCCGCACUGGUUGAUGGGAACAAUCUUCUUGGUCCGGUAUGAAUUUCAACACAUUUUCUUUCUAAAUUUGACCCUUUGCACUCCAACAUCAGAGUGCAUAUUCUCCUUACUGCUCUUUAUACAUUUCUUUAACAACCCAACGACUCGACCCAAACUCCCCUCGUUUUUUCACUCCUCCGCUACUUUCGCGGCGUUUAUUAUCGCGUUCCGUUUUAUUUACUAAACAACAAUCAAUCAACUUACAUGGAUCUUGGAUCCUCCAAAAUCAUUUUGGCUCUCUUCAGUCUUAUUUGUUUCUGCAAGCCGAAUAGAAGCUAUGUACCACUGUAUGUUCAAGUGAACUGAGUAGGAAAAGUGUUAAAUUUCUUUAAAGUUUGUCCGGCUCGGAAAGACGUUUAUUUUCCUCGUUAGUCACGUUUUUCGUUUUUAGUCUUGUCACGCAAUACAAGAAAAUCAGGCAUGACAUGCAUAGCUCUCGAUGCAUUAACUAGCUUUGAUUCACCCUCUUCUGUCUUAAACAGGUUGUUGGUAACUUUUGCAUGGAUUUAGCCAUAAAGAAAGCAAAAGAGUAUGGAAUUGGCUGGAUUGCAUGUAAAGGUAACGUAUUCUUUCAUUACAGAUAGCUGCUGCUGAAUUGUGACUUGGAGUGCGUUACAGUUACUCCUAAGAGAUAUGCCUCGUCCUGGCACACCCAGCGCACUUUGCGUCACACUUUCAACUAUUUAUGCUCUGAAAAUCCCUGCGUCUUUGGAGGUUUUGUGGGAGUCCUUCCGCGACGUUGUCGUGAAAGGGAAUUGCAAGUAUACUAGACAUUUUCUCUGCUUGUACGCGCACGAGUGGAUCCAGGAUUUUGCUCAGGAGGGGGUGCACCACUAAGGAGUGACGAAACUGAAGGGUUACAACAGAUUUUGUAUAACCGUGAAGUGAGCCGCAGGUCAUCUCAAGGGGGGAGGAUAUGCGACCCCGUGCGGCCCUCCCUCAGAUCCGCCCCCUAUUAUGAUAGAUCAUAAUCAGGACUGGCAAUUUUCCCUUGAUUUUUAUUUAAGGCUCAACACAUUUCGGUAUCGCAGCGUGGUACAGCGGUCAAGCACUACAACAUGGAAUGAUAGUAAGUCGAAAAUAACAGACAUAAGAGCAGUUUUCAAUUGAGGGUCGAAAAACCAAAACAAAAGUAAUUCUAUCAACCAAUCAAAACAAGGGUUUGCAUUAUCAAUAGCCAAUGAGAACUCAAAGUGAAAGCAACGAAACUGCUUGAAGCGCGGGAAAACGCGUAUGACCAAGGCGUCGCAAUUGUUUUUAUUUUUGCAUCUGAUUGGUUCAGAGGAUGGCGCCAGUUUUCUGGACCAAUCACAGAGCAAAGUUAAGUAAAACCAAUUAAGGCAAUACCGGAUGACUUUCGACACUCAAUUGAAAAUUGCUGUAAUUGUUAGGUGUGCACCAACGUUUGCGUAACUUGAAAAACUUAUCAAGAUAAGCAAGAGUUGUUCUACUUCAUUCACUUCUCAGGGUAUGAGCAUGACAAACACUUCCCCUGUGGUGGUACCAACCAAAGCAGCUAAGGUAACUUUUUAUAAGCAUUGCAGUAUGACAAUCAUUGCGGAUUCCUAACCAGGCCAUUAAUUGAAAUGUAAGGAUAAAUAAGUUACCUUUUUCUUUCGUUAUUUCGUACGCGUGGUGAAUCAGUCUUUGUUAAUUUUCAUUACAGCCAUCUAUUGGAACAAACCCGUUGUCAGUUGCUGCCCCAGGGAAGGAUGGGGACAGUUUCCUCCUGGAUAUGGCCGUGUCAGCAGUGGCAUAUGGCAAGGUAAAGGUGACUAAAUAGGUGGACGGAAAGAAAGACAGACAGGCAUACAGGCAGAAUGACAGACAGGCAGACAGACAGACAGACAGACAGAUAGACAGAUGGACAGAUGGACAGAUGGACAGGUAGACAGAUAGGCAGAUAGAAGGACAGUCAGAUAGUUAGACAGACAAAGAUAGACAGACAAGCACAUAGACAGACAGACAGACAGACAGGCCGACGAACAAACAGACAGAUAGACAAACGAACAAAGAGAUAGGUUGAUGGACAGAUAGACAGAAAAACGAUAGAUAGUUAGACAGACGGAAACAUAUACAGACAGAUGGACAGAUAGACAGAUGGACAGACAGAAAGAUGGACAGACUGACAUAUGGACAGACAGACAGAUGGACAGACUGACAUAUGGACAGACAGACAGACAGAUAGACAGACUGACAUAUGAAUAGACAGACAGAUAGACAGGUGGACAGACAAACGGAUGGACAGUUAGACAGACGAACACAUAGAUAGACAGGUGGACAGAUAGGCAGAUGGACAGACUGACAGAUAGAGAAAUAGAACGAAGGAACGAAGCGAAGCGUCAAAGCGUCAGCAUUGCUGGUGAUUAUAAGCUUUUUUCAAGGCGUGUGAUGUACUGAAUCUCAAUUCAUUUUGCCCCUUAUUUUGUUUCAGCUUGAACUAUGCCGUUUAAAAGGAACUGAAAUGCCACAGGGGUGGGGUGUGGACUCGAAAGGAUCGGUAAGAUAUCUCGUUUCAAAAAUGGCACAUACACUUCUUGAUGAAUAUGUGACUUUCCAAUAGCUUUCAUAUUGGUUUUCUUGGAACACACACAGUCACCGUAAUCGCCCAUAAGAGAAGAUGUGGUCUCUUGUCGCCCCAUUAAAAACAUCGGGUCUAAAAAGCCCCCUGUUUAAGACUUUAAAUGGUAUUUAAAAUUGAAGACCCACAAACCACACUGUGGUUAGGCUCGAAAACAAGCCACUCUUUGGAAAAUGAACCACGCUCCUCCCCGCAGAUGGCGAAAAUCAGACCACGUAAGGAAGUUUCCCCCAAAUAAGGGAGUUUCCCCCAAGGGUGUCGUACCUUUUUCCGCUUUAAUAACAGGCUUAAGCAUGAUACGUCACCUUCCUAAGUUUGCUACGAAAGUCCAUCUAGUUACGGUGUUGGAAAAAAAAAGCUGUAUCUGUUUUUUAGGAAACUGUUGAUCCUGAAAAGGCGCUAAAAGAGGGUGGAUUACUGCCUCUGGGAGGAAAGGAAAUUACAGGUGACUCAAAAGCUAAAUUUAACCAGUUUUAAAAAAAGUUUUUAGAUUUUUGUUCCUUUUUUAUGCUUACAGGUAGACGGAGCUUUAGCAACGGAGGCUUUAUUUUGGCUGCUGAACCUAAUAGUCUGUCUUUGAAUUACCAUCUGGCAAAUAUUGGGUCUACAUUUUUCAAUUUUUCAUUUCUAAUUGGCUUUCCUGUUGCCAUUUUGGUGUUUAUCUACCUUAAGAGAUUAAUAUUCUCUCGUUUCUCUGUCCAGUGAGUCAUUAUAAACGUCUCAUAAAAGUGAUUAUGAGUAGGCGAUAAAGUCUCUUGUAAGGCUCCGUGUCUUAAUUCAAUCUCUCUUCUUCAUCGAAAUCCACCAAGCAGAAAGAGUAGUGCCCGUCCUGACGCCGCUGUCCUGAAAACUAUGUUUAACCCUUUGAGCCCCUAGGAGUGACUCGUAUCUAAUUUCUCCUUACAAUAUCACCUCUGAGUCACACUUUGAGCUCUCGAGAAUAAAGGAAAUGAUCAUCAACUUCUAAAGAAACUCUUGAUUUUUAAAUAAGCUCUCCUUCUCCUUAGGGUGUAAAGGGUUAACUCUCAGAGGUGAUUAAUAUGUUACUUCUUCCAAUAAUAUCCAUACAUUAUCCAGCAAGUAGGUAAUGAGAAUACUCAAGCUUAUCAAGUUUAAGUAGUUUUCUUGAUCUAACACCAAAUUCUCGUAACUAAUCUAUAAAGAAAUGUGCAGCAGUUAGAGAAGAGAAUUAACAAUCAGAUCUUGGGAGUUAAAGGGUUAAAACCUGUUCCGUCCUUUCUUCCUGCAACCCUUUUUGAUGAUGUAUGAAGAUCAAGGGACACAUUUUUCAUUGUGCAUGGCAUAUUCAAGUUACCUUCAUGUCUUUUUUUUAAUUUCCAGGUGGUUAUAAAGGUUUUGGAUUAGCCAUGAUGGUGGAUGUGUUUUGUGGGAUUUUAUCGGGAUCUGAAUUUGGGACAAACAUCAAACGCUGGCAAGGAGAGGAAGAAAGAGUGCAAAAUUUGGUAACAAUUUGAAAUUGAUUUCAGCUUGCCUUUGAAUCUCUUAAGUGAGGUUCAUAUGUGUUCCUUUUUUUUUUCCUACGACAGGGUCAGUGUUUUGUAGCAAUAAAUCCUAAAGUUUAUGCUGACGGAUUUGAGGAUCGAAUGCAAGCUUUGAUGGAUCAGUACAGAAAUUUAGAACCGGUCAGUAUGUGAUAUGUGGUAUUGACAGGCAUGAUGGAAGAGGAAAUAAAAUGCAAGACACCAGAGAAGGGGAGGGGGGGGUUAAUCACACAUACGGACAGACAUGCAUAAGGACAUACAGACACACAGACCGACUGACCGACAGGUAGACAGACGGACCCAGUAAAGUAGACCAAAAGGCACAGACAUGGAGACAGACAGACGGAUGGACGAACAUACAUACAAAUACGUGCAUACGUCAGACGGAUAAACUGACAGUAAGACAAGCCGAAUAUUUUGGAUGCAAUAUGUGAUAUUGAAAGUUGUGAACUGAACAAGUAAACAGAAAACGGCAUAUAGGCCUCAGUUGGUCAGGCAGACAGACAGACCAAUAGAAAGACAGACAGUGAGUCUCUUCAUACCAAAUGUGUUAGUAAGUUAACGCUGAAAGACAAACAUACUGCUGAAAGGAAAACUGAGGCAGUCAUGUAGAGAGAUAAAAGUCAGACCAGCGAAGAUACAGACUGAUGGGUAAACUCACAUAGACAGGGAGACAGGUGUAACGAAGAAAGGUAGAUAUCAGAAUACAGAGAGAUAAUCAAAUAGACAGACAGUCAAACAGGCCGACAGACAGACAAAAAGACAGGCAGACAGACUAAUCAACAAACCGACAGAUAGGCUGGCAGGCAAACGAACAGACUAACAAACCGAAAGACAGACAGAUAGACAGACAGGUUGAAAGACCGAUAGACAAACAAACCAACGGACCGACAGAGGGACAGACCAACAGACAGAGAGACUGACAGACUGACAGAUAGAUAGACCCGCAAAAUUGGGGUGUUGAAGAGGUAAGACUGUGUCAGACAGAUGAAUUUGACUACUUUCUGUAGCCUAGGUGUACUUGUGGUCUCUUUAGAAACGAUCCUUUGAUAUGAUUAUCUGUGUUUGUUUGUUUUUUUUCCAAGGCUGAAGGCGAGACCGCGGUACUUGUUGCCGGCGAUCCUGAAAGAGAACACAUGCGCAAAGUUCGUCAAGACGGUGCCAUUCAUUAUCACGUUAACCUGUUGCAAAAUAUGGUUUGUAAUGUCAGAUUUUUAGUAUUUAGCCCUUUUAUGUCCAGGUUACCUCUAGGAGUGAGUAGCAUUUAAUUUCUCUUUACGGCAUGAGUCAAACAUCAAGGUUUCGAGAAUAGCGGAAGAUCGCCAACUGAAGGGGCUGUUGAUCAUUAAAAAUAUUCUUUACCAAAGGUCGCAUUUCAUACCUCCCCCCUCAAGUGCUCACGGUGGUAGGAAGAAGAGAGACCUUAAGGAAGACUUUAGAAAGAAGACUUGUAUUUUUCAUUUGAGCCGAUGCAACUUUUAAAUGUUUUACUGUAAGUUUGACUUCGAAGGUUCUCGCCUCUAACAAUACUCCGAUUGACAAAAAAGAACGUUUUUCCCAGCCCCUGCUAAUUUCUUCUAUUGGUUAGCACAAGGGAGCUAAUUUACAGAUUUUUUUUCGGUCGCUAAGGUUGGCAAGAGAGCGAGGAAAUAAUGAAAUAUCUUAAUAAUAAAUAGUAGCAGAAAAUUAAUGUGUGUUGGUUUUUUUUUUUUUUUUUGUAGGAUCAAAUUGCUGAUAGGUUAGGUGUGGAACAUUUACCAACGUUGUAGAGACCUUACUUGGUCCCAGUUCACACGCAGUAGGAAGGAAAAUAAGACAUCUCCAGUGACGCUCAUCUCUAACUAGAAGUAAAAUGUAGAGAUUGGGUACUAGUUACCAGAAAAAGACCAAAACUAGACUUAGAAAAAUGUUCUCUAAGAUGUCGAAAAACUGUCAGCAAUAUCAAUAGAUAUUAAAACAGUGAUCCUAUUGUAGAGCGCCUCAAUGGAGUGAUGGUUUUUACGGCUAACGGAUAAAAAUUUUGGCCAUGCUACGGCUACGGUUAACCCAAAAAUGACUUAAGAUGAGACAUUGCAGGAAAGCAAAAUUCAGAGG